Molecule: messenger RNA, 471 nt
Organism: Radiomyces spectabilis
Lineage: Eukaryota; Fungi; Mucoromycota; Mucoromycetes; Mucorales; Radiomycetaceae
Product: protein-tyrosine phosphatase-like protein
Exons: 2
Biological process (GO): protein dephosphorylation; negative regulation of MAPK cascade
Cellular component (GO): cytoplasm
Molecular function (GO): MAP kinase tyrosine/serine/threonine phosphatase activity; protein tyrosine/threonine phosphatase activity
Source: RefSeq, a predicted model, not a curated record
UAUCAACAAGGACCGGCCGAAAUUCUUCCCCAGCUAUACCUUGGUUCGUCACAUAAUGCUUGUCCGAGGAUACUCGAUACCUACGGUAUCACCUGUGUUAUUAACGUUGCAGCCGAAAUUUCCACUCCUAAUUUUGGUGCAUUUCCUUAUAACAAUGCACGGACCCCAGGAAAUCGCAUCAGUUAUCAUCACUUACCGUGGACACAUAGCCAGGAUAACCUGGCCGAAUAUGAAUUUACACGCGCUAUACGAACUAUAGAAGAAGCCCAGCUCGCCAAUACCACUGUUUUGAUUCACUGUCAGCAGGGCAUUGAACGCUCAGCCGCACUGGUUAUAGCCUACAAACCCCUUCCUCUUGAUAAUCUUCAGUUGUCCAUUUCACAAGCAUACGAAUUUGUUCGGAAACGAGCGCCAUGCAUUCAUCCCAACAUGGAACUCAUGUAUCAAUUGAAGGAAUUUGAGCGAAAAAUA